CGUCUUCCUCUGAAAUCAGCCUCUUGCCCUAUGUGAGUAGGAUGAGGAGGGAUCGAUGAAGGAUUCUAAUAGAAGGAAUGGUUCCUUUCCCGAAUGCCCUUCCAGGUUAGCCACCCCCUUGACCGCCUUUGAAGAACCACGUGGGAAGAACUAUUUCCCACCCCCAACCUCGACGGGCGCAGUUCGAGGCAGGUCCCUGGAGCAUGCGCAAUGACAUCUCACCCUCCCCACCCCUUCCCACACCCCACCCGGCUCCUGCAUUAAGCCCCGGGUUCGCAGCAGCAGCCCGGUCGGGCCACUGGGGGCGGGCGGGCACAGUUGGGCCAUGGCUGAGGGUGAGGAUAUGCAGACCUUCACUUCCAUCAUGGAUGCACUAGUCCGCAUCAGUGUGAGUUAAGGUGGGGUCAAGGGGAAGGGAGGGGUGUAGAGGGUCGGGGAAAGCCAGCUCCUUGAACAGGUGGGGGUCCAGGAAGAGUCUGGAAUGUAGAGGCAGGGCUAGUUAUGACAGAAAUAACGGGAAGCAGAGUGCAGGUGUGCAGGGAUCCUAGCGACAGCCGGGUGCUGAGUGCCCUAAAGACUCCCGUCUGCCGGGGUGUAGGCAGCGAGAAGCGGUCCGGACCCAGCGGGUAGGCUUGGGGCAGCGGCCAGCAGUGCACCAGGGUUAUGAGAAAGGGCAUGUGAGGGCUUGGAUGUUUUCCAAGAAACUGAGGACAGGUCGGGGGGAAUGAUGAAAAAGCUUUCCCUAGGUGCAGUUCCCAAUUUGGACCCCUCCCGACCCCCCACCCUACCUCCCCCACCCCCUGCGAGCUGCCGUGCAAUCUGCGGUUGUCAUGGCAACCCGUGCCCGGCUCUCCCAGAGGCGGUGCCAACCCUACUCCCCCCCCACCACCACUUCCUUCCCCCUUCCCUCCCUGUCCCUCCCUCCUUUGUGUCAGCUGCGCCCCUGACCGGGAUGGCUGCGAAGAGAGGGACCAAGACAAGCAUGAAGAACAUGGAGAAGGAGCUGCUGUGCCCAGUGUGCCAAGAGAUGUACAAGCAGCCGCUAGUGCUGCCUUGUACCCACAAUGUGUGCCAGGCCUGUGCCAGGGAGGUCUUGGGCCAGCAGGGCUACCUAGGCCAUGGUGGGGACCCCAGUUCGGAACCCACUUCUCCUGCUUCUACUCCUUCUACCCGAAGCCCCCGCCUCUCUCGGAGAACUCUCCCCAAACCAGAUCGUUUGGACCGGCUCCUUAAGUCAGGCUUCGGGACAUACCCUGGGCGGAAGCGGGGUGCCUUGCACCCCCAGACGAUCAUAUUCCCGUGCCCAGCCUGCCAAGGCGAUGUGGAGCUGGGGGAGCGCGGCCUUUCUGGGCUUUUCCGAAACCUGACCCUAGAGCGCGUGGUGGAGAGGUACCGACAGAGUGUGAGCGUGGGAGGCGCCAUCCUGUGCCAGUUGUGCAAGCCCCCACCGCUAGAGGCCACCAAGGGCUGCACCGAGUGUCGAGCGACCUUCUGCAAUGAAUGCUUCAAGCUCUUCCACCCCUGGGGCACUCAGAAGGCCCAGCAUGAGCCCACUCUGCCCACUCUCUCAUUCCGCCCCAAGGGUCUGAUGUGUCCAGAUCACAAGGAAGAGGUGACUCACUACUGUAAGACAUGCCAACGACUGGUAUGUCAACUCUGCAGGGUACGACGCACCCACAGUGGACACAAGAUCACUCCAGUGCUCAGUGCCUACCAGGCCCUCAAGGAUAAGCUGACAAAGAGCCUGGCAUACAUCUUGGGAAACCAGGACACAGUACAGACCCAGAUCUGUGAGCUGGAAGAGACCAUCAGGCAUACUGAGGUGAGUGGUCAGCAGGCGAAGGAGGAGGUGUCACAGCUGGUUCGGGGACUGGGGGCCGUGCUGGAAGAGAAGCGGGCCUCUCUGCUGCAGGCCAUUGAAGAGUGCCAGCAAGAACGGUUAUCACGGCUCAGCGCCCAGAUGCAUGAACAUCAGAGCCUGCUGGACGGCUCUGGUUUGGUGGGUUAUGCCCAGGAAGUCCUUAAGGAAACAGAUCAGCCUUGCUUUGUGCAAGCAGCCAAACAGCUGCAUAACAGGAUUGCCCGAGCUACUGAGGCCCUGCAGACGUUCCGGCCAGCUGCCAGCUCCUCCUUCCGCCAUUGUCAGCUGGAUGUGGGGCGUGAGAUGAAGCUGCUGACGGAGCUUAACUUCCUGAGAGUGCCUGAGGCUCCUGUCAUUGACACCCAGCGCACCUUCGCCUACGACCAAAUCUUCCUGUGCUGGCGGCUGCCCCCCCAUUCACCACCUGCCUGGCAUUACACCGUUGAAUUCCGGCGUACGGAUGUCCCUGCCCAGCCAGGCCCUGCACGCUGGCAGCGUCGGGAGGAGGUGAGGGGCACCAGUGCCCUUCUUGAGAACCCUGACACAGGCUCUGUGUAUGUGCUGCGUGUCCGUGGCUGCAACAAGGCUGGCUAUGGAGAGUACAGUGAGGACGUGCAUCUGCACACGCCUCCAGCCCCUGUCCUGCACUUCUUCCUUGACGGCCGCUGGGGUGCGAGCCGAGAGCGGCUAGCUAUCAGCAAGGACCAGCGAGCGGUGCGGAGCAUUCCGGGGCUUCCCUUGCUGCUGGCUGCCGAGCGGCUGCUCACAGGCUGUCAUCUGAGUGUGGACGUGGUCCUGGGUGAUGUGGCUGUGACCCAGGGCCGCAGCUACUGGGCCUGUGCAGUAGACCCUGCCUCCUACUUGGUCAAGGUGGGCGUCGGGCUGGAGAGCAAGCUUCAGGAAAGCUUCCAGGGUGCCCCGGAUGUGAUCAGCCCCAGAUACGACCCGGACAGCGGGCACGACAGCGGUGCCGAAGAUGCUACAGUGGAGGCGUUGCCACCCUUUGCCUUCCUCACCAUUGGCAUGGGCAAGAUCCUGCUGGGCUCCGGAGCAAGUUCAAACGCAGGGCUGACAGGGAGGGAUGGCCCAGCAGCCAGCUGCACAGUGCCCCUGCCACCCCGCCUGGGCAUCUGCUUGGACUACGAGCGGGGGCGAGUUUCCUUCCUGGAUGCUGUGUCCUUCCGUGGGCUCCUCGAGUGCCCCCUGGACUGCUCAGGGCCUGUGUGCCCUGCCUUCUGCUUCAUUGGUGGUGGCGCUGUACAGCUGCAGGAGCCUGUGGGCACCAAGCCUGAGAGAAAAGUCACCAUCGGGGGCUUUGCCAAGCUGGACUGAGCCUUUCAGCCCCCGAAUCCAGACCUGACCUCUGCUCCCCAAGCGUCCAGGCAGCAGGUUGUUUACCCAGCAGCUCCCCCCACCAACUUUCCCUAACUAUGUGUGUGGUCCUGCCCCAUACCUUGCCAGCCGUGUCUUCCCAGGGCUUCCCUUGACUGAGGGGCUCUCCCCUCCUUCCCUCUGGAUGUCCUCCUUUCUGUGUUACCUGUUGGCCUAGGCUCCAGGCCCUGCCCUCAGAGUCUUAACUAAGGCAUAGAAAGCCCCUGACCCAUUCCUGUCCUGUGCCCCUGAGGCUAUUGGGAGGGAGGGCACCUGGAACAGUGGGUGUGAUUGACAGCUCUGCCCUUUGCCUUGCCAAGCUCCCUGCUCCAUUGAUGCUGAACCACAGCCUUGGCGGCCAGGUUUUGUGCCUCCCCAUGAGGAAGGAGGACCUACCAUUUUAUUUGGGUCCCUAUACCCCCCAACCGCAUGUCCCUUCUGUCCCUCUUCUCCCUCUUGCAUGCUUUUCCUAUCCUGCACCCAUGCCAACGUGCCAAGUCUCCCUUGGGAACCCAACUGAAGCUGGUGUCCCCAUUGGGUUGGGCCAAGCUAGGCCUCUGGUGCCUGCUACCGCCUCCUUGCAGUGGGCGUGGCUAGGCCUGUGCUGAGCCACAGCUGUCGUUCUCGUGGUUUAGAAACAAUAAAUGGUGACACCA
Molecule: messenger RNA, 3888 nt
Organism: Alexandromys fortis (reed vole)
Lineage: Eukaryota; Metazoa; Chordata; Mammalia; Rodentia; Cricetidae
Gene: Trim46
Product: tripartite motif containing 46
Exons: 10
Coding region: 725-3193 (822 amino acids)
Biological process (GO): microtubule bundle formation; neuron migration; axonogenesis
Cellular component (GO): main axon
Molecular function (GO): zinc ion binding; protein binding
Source: RefSeq, a predicted model, not a curated record